AUGAACAGCACCAACAGUACAGCCGAUAUUCCAGUGAACAGCAUCGGCAAUAUAUCCUUCACUCCCCUCUACGCACCCAAUGUGAUAUUCACCGUGAUCUUUUCCCUUCUUUUACUCGCUCAAAUCAUCCUGACUACGGUAUACUACCGCUUCUACGGCUAUGCAACUGGCAUGCUUGGCGGCCUUCUCCUGGAACUUCUGGGAUAUGCAGCUAAAGUGAUGCUCUCUCAUGACCGAGGCAAUAAGAACGGAUACAUCAUGUACAUCAUCGGCCUAACCCUAGGUCCAACCUUCCUCUCCUCGUCACUAUACCUCAGCAUCAGCGCGAUUCUUCGCCAUUACCAAGCCACCUGUCUUCGACCCGUUGGGCCCCGUCUCUUCUCUACGCUUUUCAUCACUGGAGACUUUAUUUGUCUCUGUUUUAUAGGGAUUGGCGGCUCGCUCGCUGCGAUAUAUGCCGAGGACCCCAUUGGGGUUGAUCUCAUGAUUGCCGGGCUUGCGACGCAGGUCUUGUUUACUGCUAUUUUCUGCGUUGUCCUGUCCAUCCUACGCAGGGAUUUACGACAGAGGUUGGUAGAGGAUGGAAGGAAAUGGUUUAUGAUAGGGCUUUUAGUUGCUGCAGCCUGUCUUUUUAUUAGGUCGUGCUGGCGAGUCGCUGAGUUAAGUGAUGGGUUUAAUGGCCCGCUGGCGUCGAUGGAGGGUGUUUUCAUUGCCCUUGAUAGCAUUCCUAUGGUGAUCAUGUCGGUUUUGCUCACCGUACUGCAUCCAAGACGGCUUGGUCGAGGUCACCAUGUUCUGGGUUAA
Molecule: messenger RNA, 804 nt
Organism: Talaromyces proteolyticus
Lineage: Eukaryota; Fungi; Ascomycota; Eurotiomycetes; Eurotiales; Trichocomaceae
Product: RTA1 like protein-domain-containing protein
Exons: 4
Coding region: 1-804 (267 amino acids)
Cellular component (GO): plasma membrane; fungal-type vacuole
Source: RefSeq, a predicted model, not a curated record